AUGGACACUCGACCAACGUUAAGCUGUCUACUUCGACCAAAACCUGAAACUCGAUUAUUCCAACCACAAGCCGAAGACAUACUUGGUGAUGAAGAACUAUUAGAUCUCUUUCGUAUUAUCAAGCAAAUCAUACGCCGACGUCCUGAUACUGAACGCAUUGCCAAGUUACUAUUCUGUAUUUCUUAUUCUUUAGGUGAUUUAGUCAAGUUUUAUCGACCUGCACAUGAUGAUACCAUUAUCUUUAGGGACGAUCUCAACCCUGGUGCUUCUCUUGGUGCCGUUCGUGUGAAUCACAGUCCAAGUUGUUUCAUACCAUCAGGUACCAACUCAUCAUCUUCACCACCAUCAAAACAUUUGACAUACAACGAAGAAUAUCAACCACUCAACUCUAUGCUUCAUGGUCCAAUGACAAGUACCCGAAUCCAACCUGAUCCAUCUUCGAACCAAGUGAUGGAACCAAGACAACGUGGAUUUUAUUAUCAGUAUGGUCGGAUAGAGCGUGAACCUCCUCUCUUGCGACGAUUUGCAGAACAAGGUGUUUUGACUCAAGCAUCUCUCUUACGGAAACGACGGCGUCAAUGUUCUGAUUCGGAUAAUCCUUAUGUGUUGACUACUUUACCUGCUCCUACCAAGAAACCAAAGAUUCCUCAUCGUCAUGGUGAAUUUGAACAACGACGGGAUGAUAUUAUUCAGCGGAUGCGAAGUAUUACAUUAGCAGAUUUGGAACAAAAAUCAAUACGACUUGCUCCAGAUAUUACAUUAGCCAUUGAACAAGCAGAACCUCCAUCAUCACUCCAACUAGCUUCCAUGACACCUGAAGAUGCAGCUGAAUUAUUGGAACCAGCAUUACGGAUCCUUACCUUCCAUUCCAAUAUGAAACCACAUCUAGAUAAUGGUAUGAAUCAAAACGGUAUUUACUACAACAUUGAUUAUUAUCGACUGUAUCUAGCCUUUAUUCAAUUCCAAAAGGUAUUUGCAACUCUAUUUCCUCAAGAAGUGGUCAAGAUUCGAAAUCUCCCUAGAGAACGAGAUCGAGAUCGGGAUCGAAACAUGAACAUGAAGGCAUACCGUGGUUGGUUGGAACCUCUAUUGACUGAAACCAACUGGGCAGCUUUUCGACGCAAUAUUGUAGUAGGUGAACGUAUGGUGCUAUUGACCAAAGUAGUGGGGCAAGGUGUCUUGUUGAUGACAAAGGAACUCAGUGGAUCCAAGCUACAUUUGACAUUUACCAAUAGCGAAUGGGAUGAAUUCAUUGGAGGACUACAUCUAGGAAAAUGGGAUGACACGGUGACUUGGGAUGAAGAAGAAGAAGAAGAAGAAGAAGAUACUGGAAAAUCUCGAUUGGUGGAAGAAUUGAAAAAUAAAUUUUUAUCUGAAUUUUGGUUCCAUCCUGAUGGUACUGUGGUAUCACCUUCAGCACGAAAACUGGCUCAAGAAAGACGAAAACAACAAAAAGAAGAUCACUCAAUAUCGGAUGCACCCACUGCCACCUCUUCUACAUCUUCCAUGGAUACAACUGCUGGUCAGAUCACGCUAUCGUCCCCAACAUCACUCCCAAGAAUGCAUAGUUUGGACAAAUAG
Halteromyces radiatus is the source of this 1581-nucleotide messenger RNA. RefSeq lists its product as uncharacterized. The record is from RefSeq and is a predicted model, not a curated record. The transcript has 4 exons. Lineage: Eukaryota; Fungi; Mucoromycota; Mucoromycetes; Mucorales; Cunninghamellaceae. Bases 1 to 1581 code for a protein of 526 amino acids.